Messenger RNA from Hevea brasiliensis (rubber tree), 678 nucleotides. Its product is annotated as receptor-like protein 9DC3. Gene Ontology annotation, molecular function: protein binding. Bases 1 to 678 code for a protein of 225 amino acids. The record is from RefSeq and is a predicted model, not a curated record. NCBI's taxonomy places the organism in Eukaryota, Viridiplantae, Streptophyta, Magnoliopsida, Malpighiales, Euphorbiaceae. The transcript has a single exon.
AUGAUGAUCUUUGAUUUGAAUAUGAAAUACAUGAGGGCACCAAAUUAUUCUUAUUAUGAUUAUUCUGUGAGUCUAACACUCAAAGGCUUCGAGAUUAAGUUGGUGAAAAUCCAAACACUUCUUACAUCCAUUGAUUUGUCGGGCAAUAAAUUCACAGGAGAUCCACAGUCAAUUGGAAAACUUAAAUCACUUAAGUUGCUCAACUUGUCUCACAAUCAACUCACAGGCAAUAUUCAACCAUCAUUGGGGAAUUUGAGCAAUUUGGAAUCAUUAGACCUCUCUUCAAAUCUUCUUGUUGGAAGGAUUCCAAUGCAAUUGACAUAUUUGACAUUUUUGGAAGUGUUUCGGGUUUCACAUAAUCAACUUGAAGGACCUAUACCCGAAGGAAAGCAGUUCAACACAUUUGAUAACACUUCAUAUGAAGGGAAUUUGGGAUUGUGUGGAUUUCCGCUAGAAAAAUGUGACAAUGGGGAGAGGCAACAACCAACAUCAUCAAAAGAAAUUGAUUCCAAGUCUAAAAAAGGAUUUGGAUGGAAAGCUGUAUUGGCAGGGUAUGGAUGUGGAGUAAUAUUUGGUGUUGUAAUGGGUUAUGUUGUGUUUAAAACAAGAAAACCUAUAUGGUUUGUGAGGAUGGUUGAAGGUGAAGGGCGUCGAAUGCUAAAAAGAUUUAGCAAUUAA